Leptidea sinapis is the source of this 4749-nucleotide messenger RNA. RefSeq names its product glycolipid transfer protein. Lineage: Eukaryota; Metazoa; Arthropoda; Insecta; Lepidoptera; Pieridae. The transcript is spliced from 5 exons. Bases 1560 to 2159 code for a protein of 199 amino acids. The record is from RefSeq and is a predicted model, not a curated record. Gene Ontology annotation, biological process: ceramide transport; intermembrane lipid transfer. Gene Ontology annotation, molecular function: ceramide 1-phosphate binding; ceramide 1-phosphate transfer activity. Gene Ontology annotation, cellular component: membrane; cytoplasm; cytosol.
GAAUCUAAACUAAGUGGUGUCGGAAUUACGAAGUUUAAAAUUUUCUGAGAACCCAAUAUUUUAAAUAAGAAUAUAAUACUGCGCUCCGGCUACCUAUCUGUACGAAUUUAUCUUACAAUACCUAUUCAAUGUACGACGCCUAAAGCCUACAGCUGCAGAAUUUUUGUGCUUUUCAGCCUGUUAAAGCUUAGGAAGGCAUGUGAAAUAUUUAUAAUUAUCAUGUCCUUUUACUGUCCAAUCCAGAAAGAUAAAAUACAAAUUUACGACAAAAAGAUAUUAAUUUACCCAAGACUGAAUAUUUUAAUAUAGAUAAGCCUAAAGAUAUUAAUGUAUCGGAUAAGUAAAGCAAAAUAGAGGCUAAGUAAUCUUAUCAUAACUAGUUGGAAUGUGAAUUGUCGGUAGGAAAUCAACACUGGCUGAAAGCCAUGUUAGUUUUCAAACACACAAAAGCUAAGCAGUAAAAAAUUUGCUUUAUACUUAGAUAACAGGUUUGUUUUUGAACGCUACUAGGUACCUACUUAAGUAAGUAGGUGCCGAUUUUUUGUAAACAGUAGGUAUAGACUAUAUAUAGCACAGAGUACUUUUACUUACUUGAAAAGUAUAUAGACACCAAUGGGGCAUUGAGAGAAUAAUCUCUAUAUUUUUCUUUCUUUUAUAUUAUAUCAGCAGUCAAAUUCCUAUUAUCAAUAUAGUUGUUUAAAAUAGUGUAUAUUAUAAUUUAUAAACCACUUUUACCUACCUUUAAUCACUCAAAUUGGGUAUGAUCUUCCAACAUUCAAAAUUCAAGUUUCCUAAUAGGUACCUAUAAAGAAUUUGUCAGGCGAUAUUUAAUUACUUACUUUUGAUUUACAUUUUACAUCAGUCGCCUAACUAAAUUCAAAACUGGCUGAAUUAACAUAAAUAUAUACCUACAUACCUAUCUGAAAUAUUUUGCACGUCAUUUAGUUGUUACUUACUAAGGGCCGGUUAUAAUUACGUAUCUCUAGUUACGGAUACAUUGCCGUUUAAUGACAAGAUCUUAUCUAUCCAUAGUUAUGUCCAAUAAAGAUACACCUACCUAGUCCAAUGCUAUAAGUCGACAGGUUAUUGAAAUGUAAGUAAGCGUAGAGGAUAGAUUUGCCUACCUCUUGUAAGUUAAACUAAGGAUAGAUAGGUUAUUGAAAAUGGCCGUUAAUUGUUUUUGUUUUACCUACAUCAGCUGCUGCUGGCAUUUAUAUAUAGUCUGUAUUCUAUAUUAUAGUUCUGAAUAUGACUAUUGAAAUUUAAAGUAUUGAGUUUGAGACUUGAGUAAUGAGUAUAGAGAUAAGAGAACAGAUAAUUAAGCUAGAAGCUAAAUGAUUGUCAUUCAGAAUUUUAAAUUAAGAAUUAUUAUUUUGGAAACAUAAGAUUACAAUUUUUUUUAUUUAGUACUUAUUGAAUAUAUUACAAUGUCUGAACUGUCUUCGCGGAUGGAUGAAGAAGUGACUGAAAAAGGAGCAUGUAGGCUAAUCGUUUAUCUUAUCACUAAAAGAGCAUGGAAGUCUUGUUUUACUUGACCAAUUUUAUUGGCAGAACACAGUAUGUAUGAUACAAAAAAUUGUGCACUGGAUCAAAUCCAUCAUUUUCCAUCUGUUGAAAAUGGCCGAAUCAACUUGAGCGAUUUCCUUAAAGCAGCCAAUGGACUUUUAUCUAUUAUUGAGAGCUUUGGAAAAAUAUUUACUCCAGUAAAAAAUGACAUGCAAGGAAACAUUGAAAAAAUACAAAGCAUCUUGGAUUAUAACAAUGACUCCUGUCUAAUAGAGCUUUUGGUGAUGGAAAAGCUUAGAGGCAAAUCAGUUGCAGUUGAUGCUACGCUGUGGCUUAAUAGAGCACUACUGUUUUUUGAACUAGUAUUCCAAGAGAUUUUGAAUGAAACAAAAUUGAAAAACAAUGAUAUAAACAUGAAAAGGAUCUUUAAUAGUGCAUAUAAAGGAUCUGUGAAACAGUAUCACAGCUGGACUAUUCAGCAACUAUUUAGUGUAAUAUGUAAAUUGUCACCAUCAUAUACACAGAUCUUGAAGUCAUUUGGAUCUGAAAACGAUUUGGAAGCAUUUGAAGCUCAUCUGUCGAAGUUUAACUCAACAUUACAUCAAGUGAGAUCUAAGAUUGAUGAAUUCUUUGUCGACAAUAAUUCGAUGUGAUUUAUCGACAAUUUCGAUUUUAAAUCAAUAACUAACUAUGUAGUUAUUGAAUGUCAUCAAUUUCUUUUUCUAUACUGUAGUUUACAUCAGUGUUAUAAGAAAAUUUAUUGAAGUAGGCGUUACUUUGCGGUAAUCCAUAAUUAUCCAAAUGUUUUCAGUUUUCUUAAGUGUUAAUUCCAUCAAUAUUUGCAUUUUAAACAACUCGACACGUGUUUCGCCUCUACACGAGGCAUCCUCAGGACAUGUUGACUCGCCAAAAUCUGGCAUGAGACAGUGUUAUAACUUAAAUACUUAACUUAUUAACAUUAUGGAUAUAAAUGGUUUUAUUUAACUAAACACAUCUGAGAUGUAUUAUAAAAAUUUUAAUAUGGCUGAUAACAUCCUAUAUUAAUGUAUUUGGUGCUGUAAAAAAAUGGUAUUAUAACUGCUACGACAAUGGAAAUUAUAUAAUAAAAAUAUUUUUAGAUAAUAAUUUCAUGUAAAACUUUUAUUAGCUAUCAAAGGGCUACCCUAUACCCUAUUUUCGUUGAAAUAACGCCUUGUUGAUAUUCGUAUUAAAAACAAAAUUAUAUAAACAAAAGCAAUAUUUUAAAUUUAUCCGGAUUCUAUUUUUGUAACAAAAAUAAUUGUACCUAGACUUGUAGAGAUCAUUUAUUAGCAAUAAGUAUUUAUUGUUCUAUAAGUCAACUAAUUAAUAUAAUGACACAAAAUAUUUUGUCUAACUUAGAUAUUUUAUAAUUUUUAUUUGGUUUUAAUCUUCAAUUUUGCCCUCUUGAAAAUAGUCCAAAUUAGAAAACCUCUAGGAUAAUAUAAUUAUCCAUACAACAUAUAGAGAGAGUAAGUGCUGAAAUGAAUGUGGAAAACCAAUAAAUAUUACUUUUAUUGCCUAUUGUGCUGAUGCGGUAUUUAUUUAAUGUAUGUUUGUGAUAAAAUAUUAGGGGCAUAUUGCUAUAUUUCCCUAAACUCUAUAAUAAUAUAGAUAUCCAUACAUAGAGAGAGAGGAGUAGUUAAAUUAAUGUGGAGAGUAUUACUGUAGCCAAAAAAUGUUACUUUUAAUGAUAAUUAUAUUGAUGCGGUACUUAUUUAAAGCUCUGUUCAAACUGAGGCUACUAUUGCGCGGGACGGGAGUCGCUCGCGCCGAUUGUGUCAGCUUACUUGUAUGGACAACAGACGCCUUAUAGUGACGUUUUCAGAAGACUGUAGUGCCAUCUGUUAGUUGGCCCGAAAAUGAAAGCCUUGUCAGCUGUCACUCGCUUUGAAACCUUUCAACUUUUCUUUAUUUGUGUCACAGCCCACUGGUCAUAAAAUGGCGGUUACUUCUAGCGUUUGCGCAUGUAUGUAGCUCUCGUGUUCCAUUUUGCAUAUUUACACUACUAAAUCUAUCCUUUAUGUUCUAUGUUGUGACAAAAUUAAAUAACUAACUCUACGCGCAAUUUCAGCAUGAUAAAAAAUUGCUAUACCUACAUUAAAAAGUAGAGUUAGUAAUUUAAUUGCGUCACAACAAAAUGAAUUUUAUAAUUUCGAGCUUAUAUAUAGUUAUUUUCGGGGCCAAUCUCCAGAUGGCGCUAGUUUUCAAAUAGACAGCUCAUAAUGCAUAGAGAGGGCUCUCUUUUCCCUAUAUAUUAUUAUACUCUUUGAUGGACAUGUUCAAAGUUGAAGCGGAACAAGAGCGGGACGCCCGGCGGGAUUGUUUGAUCUCACAAUGCAUAAUGUUUCUCCACUGAAGAACGAAAAAUGACACGCGGGAAGUCGCGUCAGUUUGAGAGACUCAGCGAGCGAGCGAAUUGCUCUAAAUCGCAUCCCGCGCGUUAUUUGCCUCACUUUGAACAGAGCUUUAUAUUUGUGACAAAAUAUUAGGGGUAUAGGUACUUGGUAGGUAUAUCUCCCCAUACUCAUAAUUGCCUAUUAUACAUAUUAGUGUGGUAUUUAUUCAUUGUAUAUUUUAACUAACUUAACACGCCAUCGGCUCAUUGCACACAAAAACUCAUUAUCAAACAAAAAUAUUUAAAAUCAUAAAAGUAUUAUUCAAUUUAAGUGUUUACAAGAAAAUCACCCCAAAGGUUUUUUAAGAAAAACAAAUUCCGUACGUAACUUUGCCGUUAUUUUUACACAGGCUUUUCCAGGCAAAAGUUAAAAUUAAAAAUAUCAUUCUUAUAAUUUUUGUUUUUGUCACAUAAAUAGUACCUACUAUGUUAGUACAUAGCGCAUAUUUAUACAACAUUACAAUUACAAAGCCCAUAGACCAGAAACUAUCUGUGAUCAAAAUGAGAAGCAAUCUGUUAGCAGACGGCCGCAGCAAGCUUGAAAGUAGGCUCGCGAGACGAUUAGUCACUAUUCCUCAUUUACUAUUGCUACUUUGCUCGAGAACGAACAUUGUGAAGGUAGAACGAAAAUUAGCCCAAUAAAGCGAGGUGCUCUUGAAAUGUUUAAAACUGCAAGUUUGAUAGGGAGGUACUACUAUUGUAGGUCGUAUUGCAGUAUCAUUAAUUUCUACUUCUGUAUGGAUAAUUAUAUGUGAGUAGGUAUUUACGGAGCAAUUUCUUUAACAAUAAUAUGAAUAAAAUGCUUUAAUAAUAAAUUAUUCAAUUAA